Messenger RNA from Chrysochloris asiatica (Cape golden mole), 3117 nucleotides. It is a transcript of the gene GIGYF1, whose product is annotated as GRB10 interacting GYF protein 1. The transcript has 24 exons. Bases 1 to 3117 code for a protein of 1038 amino acids. Gene Ontology annotation, molecular function: protein binding. Gene Ontology annotation, biological process: insulin-like growth factor receptor signaling pathway. The record is from RefSeq and is a predicted model, not a curated record. Lineage: Eukaryota; Metazoa; Chordata; Mammalia; Afrosoricida; Chrysochloridae.
AUGGCAGCAGAGACCCUCAACUUUGGGCCCGAGUGGCUGAGGGCCCUCUCCAGCGGGGGCAGUGUGGCCUCCCCGCCCCCGUCUCCUGCCAUCCCUAAGUACAAGCUUGCUGACUACCGCUAUGGACGAGAGGAGAUGCUGGCUCUCUACGUGAAGGAGAACAGGGCCCCUGAUGAGCUGCAGGACAAGGAGUUUGCUGCCGUCUUACAGGAGGAACCACUUCAGCCCUUGGCAUUGGAGCCUCUGACUGAGGAGGAGCAGAGAAACUUCUCCCUGUCCGUGAACAGUGUGGCUGUGCUCAGGCUGAUGGGGAAAGGGACUGCCCCGCCCCCGGGAGGCACCUCUCGCGGCAGGGGUAACACUCGAAGUCGAGGCCGUGGUCGUGGUGAUAGCUGCUUUUACCAAAGAAGCAUUGAAGAGGGCGAGGGGGCCUUUGGGCGGAACCCCCGGGAGAUCCAGCGCAGCCAGAGUUGGGAUGACAGAGGCGAGAGGCGGUUUGAGAAGUCGGCAAGGAGGGAUGGAGCACGAUCAGCAUUUGAAGAGGGUGGGGCUUGCCCUCGGAAGGAGCAUGCACGUUCUGACAGUGAGAACUGGCGUUCUCUGCGGGAGGAGCAAGAGGAAGAGGAGGAGGGCAGCUGGAGACUUGGGGUGGGCCCCCGACGAGAUGGCGAUCGCUGGCGCUCAACCAGCCCUGAUGGUGGCCCCCGCUCGGCUGGCUGGCGGGAACAUGGGGAACGGCGGCGCAAGUUUGAAUUUGAUUUGCGGGGGGAUCGAGGCGGGUGUGGUGAAGAGGAGGGACGGGGUGGGACAGGCAGCUCUCACCUCCGGAGGUGCCGGGGGCCCGAUGGAGGCUUUGAUGACGACAAGGAUGGGCUCCCCGAAUGGUGCCUGGAUGAUGAGGAGGAAGAAAUGGGUACCUUUGACGCCUCUGGGGCCUUCCUGCCUCUCAAGAAGGGCCCCAAGGAGCCAAUUCCUGAGGAACAGGAGCUAGACUUCCAGGGUCUGGAGGAAGAGGACGACGAGCCUUCAGAAGGGCUAGAUGAGGAGGGGCCGGAGGCAGGUGGGAAGGAGCUGACCCCCCUGCCUCUUCAGGAGAAGUCACCUAGGUCCCCUUCCCCACUGCCCACCUUGAGUCCCCUUUGGGGGACUAACGGAGAAGGUGAUGAAGGUGUGGAGAAAGAAUUGCCUUCUGCAGCAGAUGAUGCUAGGGGAAUCCAGCUAAGUCAUGGGGUGGGCUCACCCCUGGGCCCACCCGGAGAUCUGGAAGAUGAUGAAGGCUUGAAACAUCUGCAGCAGGAGGCCGAGAAGCUGGUUGCCUCCCUGCAGGACAGCUCCCUGGAGGAGGAGCAGUUUACAGCCGCUAUCCAGGCCCAGGGGCUGCGCCACUCUGCAGCUGCCACUGCUCUCCCGCUCAGCCACGGCGCUGCCCGCAAGUGGUUCUACAAGGACCCGCAAGGGGAGAUCCAAGGCCCCUUCACAACACAGGAGAUGGCGGAGUGGUUCCAGGCUGGCUAUUUCUCAAUGUCACUGCUUGUGAAGCGGGGCUGUGACGAGGGCUUCCAGCCCCUGGGUGAAGUGAUCAAGAUGUGGGGUCGUGUGCCCUUUGCCCCGGGACCCUCCCCACCCCCACUGCUGGGCAACAUGGAUCAGGAGCGGCUGAAGAAGCAGCAGGAACUGGCCGCAGCGGCCUUGUACCAGCAGCUGCAGCAUCAGCAGUUUUUCCAGCUGGUUGGCAGCCGCCAGCUCCCACCGUGCUCGCUCCGGGAAAAGGCCGCUCUGGGAGACCUAGCACCACCGCAGCAGCAGCAGCUGACGGCAUUUCUGCAGCAGCUUCAGGCUCUCAAACCCCCCAGAGGUGGGGACCAGAACGUGCUCCCGACGAUGAACCGUUCCUUGUCGGUGCCAGAUUCCAGCCCCCUCUGGGACGUACAUACCUCAGCCUCAUCACAGUCAGGUGGUGAGGCCAGUCUUUGGGACAUACCAAUUAACUCUUCGACUCAGGGUCCAAUUCUAGAACAACUCCAGCUGCAGCAUAAAUGUCAUUUCCAGGAGCGCCGAGAGGUAGAGCUCAGGGUGAAGCGUGAGGAGGAGGAGCGCAAGCGCCGCGAGGAGAAGCGACGCCAGCAGCAGCAACAGCAACAGCAGGAGGAGCAGAAACGAAGACAGGAGGAAGAGGAGCUGUUCCGGCGCAAGCAGGUGCGACAGCAGGAGCUGCUGCUGAAGCUGCUACAACAGCAGCAGGCUGCGGCCCCUGCCCCUGCACCCCCCACCCCCAGCUCCCCGCCCCCACUCUGGGCUGGCCUGGCCAAGCAGGGCCUCUCCAUGAAAACGCUGCUCGAGCUGCAGCUAGAAGGCGAGAGGCAGCUGCACAAGCGGGAGCAGCCACGGGAGCCGCCACGGGCCCAGGGCCCCAACCACCGGGUGCAGCUCGGGGGCCUGGGUACUGCCCCCCUGUCCCAGUGGGUAGCAGACACUGGGCCCCUCUGGGGCGGGCCCGACAAGAGUGGGGGCAGCAGUGGCCUGGGGCUCUGGGAGGAUACCCUGAAGAGUGGCGGCAGCCUGGCCCGCAGUCUCAGCCUCAAGAACAGCCGGAACAGUCCAUCCCUCAGUGAUUCCUAUAGCCACCUGUCUGGGCGCCCAGUACGCACCAAGACAGAGGAGGAGGAGAAGCUGCUGAAACUGCUGCAGGGCAUCCCCAGGCCCCGGGACGGCUUCACCCAGUGGUGUGAGCAGAUGCUGCAUAGUCUCAGCACCAGCGGCAGCCUGGAUGUGCCCAUGGCUGUAGCCAUCCUCAAGGAGGUGGAAUCCCCCUAUGAUGUCCAUGACUAUAUCCGUUCCUGCCUGGGGGACACGCUGGAAGCCAAAGAAUUUGCCAAACAAUUCCUGGAACGGAGGGCCAAGCAGAAGGCCAGUCAGCAGCGGCAGCAGCAACAGGAGGCUUGGCUGAGCAGUGCCUCCCUGCAGACCGCCUUUCAGACCAACCACAGCACCAAACUCGGCCCUGGGGAGGGCAGCAAGGCCAAGAGGCGGGCCCUGAUGCUGCACUCUGACCCUAGCAUCUUGGGGUACUCCCUGCACGGAUCUUCUGGUGAGAUCGAGAGCGUGGAUGACUACUGA